Messenger RNA from Aegilops tauschii subsp. strangulata, 974 nucleotides. RefSeq lists its product as uncharacterized. The record is from RefSeq and is a predicted model, not a curated record. Lineage: Eukaryota; Viridiplantae; Streptophyta; Magnoliopsida; Poales; Poaceae.
GCAUUGAUUCCCAGGGGAGCGGUGGAUCACAUAGUGCACAUUCUGGAUCUGAAAAGCGCUGGAGAUCUCCUUCCUCUUGUCACGUACGUACGUGACAUGCCUUCGAAGGCGGGAGACAAGUGUCUGCAACCAAACCCAACAACUUUGCUUACGUUUGAAACUAAAUGCACCUUCAGACAAGCGUACACCAGGUACUACAAAGCCAGCAGCGUCGCGCUCGAUCCACCCUCCCCUCCCGUCCUUACCGACGACCGAUCAAGCCCCAAGCCCAGAUGGCGCAGACCGCCGCCGUGACUCCGGCCCCUGCUCCACCGCCGGCGACCCGCCCGAAGCUGUCGGGUGGGCUCGAGCCGCUGGACGCGCGCAUCAAGGAGCUGACCUCGUCGCAGGGGGAGCUGCUGGCCAGGAUCCAGAAGCUCAAACAGGACGUGCAGAAAUGGCGCUCCAACGUUGAGGCGCAGGUCAAGACCUGCCACAACGAGCUUGUGGAGGUGAAGGAGGGGCUCGCUUCUGAAGUGCAGCACCUGAAAUCCGACAUCAAGGAAAUCAGAUUUGCUCUCCAGGAAGAGAAGGCAAGCUCGAAAGCGGAGCAAGCCGGGAAGACACAAGACCAGGUACUCAAGACUGAUGAUGAACAGACCGAGCAACAAACUGCGGUGCAAGCAUGAAAUUUGCGGCCCCCGAUUCAAACAGAACUUGUGGAUGUUCAACUUACUCCUGUGGACCACCCAGAAAAAGUAGGUAAAUACAUAGUACAUUAGAUCAGGAGGGGUAGAUACGUACAUGAACUCGCUUGCACAUCGCGCUUGCUUGCCACAUGCCACUAUACCAGCAUCAGCAAACUGAAGUGCAUAGGUUUCAAAACCCUGUAAGAGUGAAACGUUAUAAAAUGGACAGGAAUUGCUUAUUUUGUAACAGUCCUAUAUAACAUGUAUUUUGAAAAGGUACUUGAAUUAGAGAAAUGGUUCCAUAAA